Puntigrus tetrazona (Sumatra barb) is the source of this 1890-nucleotide messenger RNA. Its product is annotated as Transmembrane protein 179-like. The coding region runs from base 140 to 886 and encodes 248 amino acids. The transcript has 4 exons. Lineage: Eukaryota; Metazoa; Chordata; Actinopteri; Cypriniformes; Cyprinidae. The record is from RefSeq and is a predicted model, not a curated record.
GUCCCAAACACGCUGGAAAAUUCCACUUAGCGUGUGCGCUUUAAAUUUGUAGCCACACCGUGAAAAACAAACGCCGAGAUUGCGGCAGGUGAGUUCGUCUACACUCCUCUAGCGCCGGCUGAGACUGAUCUUCGGGAACAUGGAGCUGGAUCGGCGGCUGCUGCUGGCUCACUGCGCCGCGCACGCCCUGUCCGUUAUAGCGGGGCUGUUGGUGGUGGUGCCGCUCGCUCUGAACGGAUCCGCUUUCAAGGGAAGGUGCGCGCUGUUUAGUCAGGGCUUCUGGCGGACGGAGAACCUGACGCUGGGCGAGGGAGAGUCCAGGGAGGUCACUCAUUUGGUGCUGCAACAAUGGGGUCCUUUAGCGGCGUGCCAGUUCGCCACAUUUGUCGGUGUUUUCACCGUGCUGUACGGCGCCGUUCAGGGCUGGAGGAGCCUGUUCUACCUCCAUCGGCGGCACGACGACACACUCUUUUCUGCCUUCCUCACGCUGCUGCUGAGUCUGUGUGUGCUCUUCCUCUCCGGAGGGGCAAGUAUUACUCUCACCCUGGGCCUGGUGUCCUGGUGCAACACUGUUACAGACCAUAACUCCAGACCCUACAGUUGUGCUGAGUCACAGUCUGUUCCUCUGUAUCUGGACGUUGAGACAUCCUCUUUCUACUCUGAGCUCAACUGUGCACAGAUCUCUCUGUGGUGCGUAACGGCUCUGUGGUUGGCUCACUCUAUUUUGUCUUUCCUGAGGCUCUAUCAUUCCCACAGUCAGCAAAUCAGCCGGCCGUGUUUAUCCAGGGAGAAGGAACUCCUCCUGGGCCAAACUCAAGUGGAGUGUCCCAUUCAUCAUCCAAAACCACACUCGCACCCUUCACACGCUCCCAGUGUUUUUAUUUAAUGACACAGUGUUCAUAGAAGUUGCACUUGGUUGAUCGAAGGCCAGUUUUAUUGAUUGGAAAGACUGGUCCAAGAUUAGCGUAGAAGUGAAGUAACUUCUAAACUAAACAGACAAUCCCGAUGAUUCUCUUGCAUGUUACACCUCAUGAAUCGGAGUUAGCCUUGGUUUUGUUUUAUCUAUUUGUGACUUUUUAUGCAUUUGUUAACAAGUUUUUGUCAUGUAGCUUAGACAAUGACAUACAAUUAUGUGUGCACCCAUUUAUAACUUUGCCAUAACAAAUGUCAAAGGAUUCUUAAAUAUGUAUGAUAUAUUGCACUAUUAAUGCAUUGCUCUUGCAUAUGCAAGGUAACGUCUAACUUUAUAUGUUCAGCCAUAUAAUGUGAAUUUUAAGUGAAUGGGAAGGAAAGACUAGCCCGUUGCAUGUGCUGAAGUCUGACCCAUGCUUGUUUUGUACAGUGAAUGUAUACGUGUGCAGCGUGACUGUCUGCAGAGCCAGUGGUACUGUCACUCAAACCAGACGUUCUCUUUCUAACCCAGUGAAGGCUUCUUAUAUGAAGCUGUUUGCGUUGAUGCAACCUCCAGAUUCAGAAUCCAUAUUUGCUGGAUAUUGCAUCGUGUAAUUUAUGUGAUGGAAAUUUAAAGACAAGGAGACGCUGUAAAAAAAACCAUGAGAUGGAAAGUCAAGAAUGUUGCUUAUCCUUUCUGAAUCCUGAACCUUUGACCUGGAGGAUUGUUGUGAAACACAAACAGUUGAAUAAGAAACGAGGGAGAUGAGAGAGAAAUGUUCACUUAUGGUUUGGAAAUGUGAUGAUGCUUUUUUUUUUUUUUUUUUUUACUGCUGUGUGUAUCCAUUAUGUCCUAUUUAUAAGCUCUUUUCACUUGAGUAAAUGGAAAAAGAAAAUGGUCUUGAUCUUAAGUUACUCAACUUUGUGUGUGUGUGUGUGUGUGUGUGUGUAUAUAUAUAUAUAUAUAUAUAUAUAUAUAUAUAUAUACAUACAUACAUA